AUGGAGGCCGCCCACCUGCAGCCAGCCGCCGCGGUGCUGCGGCGCUUCUCGGUGCAGGAGAGCUGCGGGCUGAGCCCCGAGCAGGUCCGCUGCAGCCGCCAGAAGUACGGGCUCAAUGAGCUCCCAGCGGAGGAAGGGAAGUCCCUGUGGGAGCUGGUGUUGGAGCAAUUUGAUGACCUCCUCGUGCGCAUCCUCCUGCUGGCAGCCUUCGUGUCUUUCAUCCUGGCCUGGUUUGAGGAGGGUGAGGAGACCGUGACAGCCUUUGUUGAGCCAAUGGUGAUCAUUCUUAUUCUCAUCGCCAAUGCUGUUGUGGGGGUGUGGCAGGAGAGGAACGCAGAAAGUGCUAUCGAGGCUCUGAAGGAAUAUGAGCCUGAGAUGGGGAAGGUGAUCCGCAUGGACCGCAAGGGCGUGCAGAGGAUACGGGCUCGCGAUAUUGUCCCUGGAGACAUCGUAGAAGUGGCAGUUGGUGACAAGGUGCCAGCUGACAUCCGCCUCAUCGAAAUCAAGUCUACCACGCUGAGAGUUGACCAGUCCAUCCUGACAGGUGAAUCCAUGUCUGUGCUCAAGCACACCGACCCCAUCCCUGACCCCCGGGCCGUGAACCAGGACAAGAAGAACAUGCUGUUCUCAGGCACCAACGUCGCUUCAGGCAAGGCCGUGGGCGUGGUGGUGGCCACCGGGGUCUACACGGAGAUAGGUAAGAUCCGCAACCAGAUGGUGGCCACGGAGCCGGAGAAGACGCCGCUGCAGCAGAAGCUGGACGAGUUCAGCCAGCAGCUGUCCAAGGUCAUCUCCAUGAUUUGCGUGGCAGUCUGGGCCAUCAACAUCGGCCACUUCAGUGACCCCGUCCACGGUGGUUCCUGGCUCCGCGGCGCCAUCUACUACUUCAAAAUCGCCGUGGCCUUGGCGGUGGCAGCCAUCCCGGAAGGGCUCCCCGCCGUCAUCACCACCUGCCUGGCGCUGGGCACCCGGCGCAUGGCCAAGAAAAAUGCCGUUGUGCGCAGCUUGCCCUCCGUGGAGACCCUGGGCUGUACCUCCGUCAUCUGCUCCGAUAAGACUGGAACCUUGACCACUAACCAGAUGUCUGUCUGCCGGAUGUUCAUCGUUGACCAGGCAGAGGGAGCUAACUGUAGCCUUCAUGAAUUCAGCAUCACGGGCUCUACCUAUGCACCCGAAGGCCAAGUGCUGAAGGAUGGGGAGCCUAUUCAUAGCAGCCAGUAUGAUGGGCUGGUCGAGCUGGCCACCAUCUGUGCCCUCUGCAACGAUUCAACCCUGGAUUACAGUGAGUCCAAGAAGGUCUAUGAGAAGGUUGGAGAAGCCACAGAAACGGCCCUCACCUGCCUGGUGGAGAAGAUGAAUGUCUUUGACACAGAUGUGAGCCAGCUGUCCCGGGUGGAGCGAGCUGGAGCUUGCAAUGCGGUCAUUAAACAGCUGAUGAAGAAGGAGUGCACCUUGGAAUUCUCGAGGGACCGCAAGUCCAUGUCUGUGUACUGCACACCCAUUGGCCCAGUCCAGCCCACCUCAGGCAGCAAGCUGUUUGUGAAGGGAGCCCCAGAAAGUGUGAUUGAGCGUUGCAGCUACAUGCGUGUUGGCACCAGGACCGUUCCCCUCACCCCUGCAGCCAGGGAGAAGAUCCUGGCUCGUAUCCGGGACUGGGGUACAGGCAUUGACACUCUGCGCUGUCUGGCACUGGCCACGCGAGAUGCCCCUCACAAGAUGGAGGACAUGCAGUUGGACGAUGCCACCAGGUUCAUCAACUAUGAGAUGGAUCUGACCUUCGUGGGCUGCGUGGGGAUGCUGGACCCUCCCCGGAAGGAGGUCACUUCGUCCAUCGAGAUGUGCCGCAAGGCCGGGAUCCGAGUGAUCAUGAUCACUGGAGACAACAAGGGCACGGCGGUGGCCAUCUGCCGGCGCAUCGGCAUCUUCUCGGAGACCGAGGACGUGUCCCGCAAGGCCUACACAGGCCGGGAGUUCGACGACAUGGCCCCUGAGCAGCAGCGCGCCGCCUGUCAGAAUGCCCGCUGCUUCGCUCGGGUGGAGCCGGCCCACAAGUCCAAGAUUGUGGAGUACCUGCAGUCCUUCCGUGAGAUCACGGCCAUGACUGGAGACGGUGUGAAUGACGCCCCUGCGCUCAAGAAGGCCGAGAUCGGCAUCGCCAUGGGUUCGGGGACGGCAGUGGCCAAGUCGGCAGCGGAGAUGGUUCUGUCUGACGACAACUUCUCCACCAUCGUGGCGGCGGUGGAGGAGGGCCGGGCCAUUUACAACAACAUGAAGCAAUUCAUCCGCUAUCUCAUCUCCUCCAAUGUGGGAGAAGUCGUAUGCAUCUUCCUGACAGCCAUCCUGGGCCUUCCGGAGGCACUGAUCCCCGUUCAGCUGCUCUGGGUGAACCUGGUGACCGAUGGGCUGCCAGCCACAGCCCUUGGCUUCAACCCCCCUGACCUGGACAUCAUGGAGAAGUUACCCCGGAAUCCUCAGGAGCCCCUCAUCAGCGGCUGGCUGUUCUUCCGCUACCUGGCCAUUGGAGUGUAUGUGGGCCUGGCCACUGUGGGGGCGGCCAUGUGGUGGUUUCUGUAUGAUAUAGAAGGACCUCAAGUCACCUUCCACCAGCUGAGGAACUUUAUGAGGUGCACGGAGGGCAACCCGCUCUUUGACGGCGUCGACUGUGAGGUCUUUGAGUCUCGCUACCCAACGACAAUGGCCCUUUCUGUGCUGGUGACCAUCGAGAUGUGCAAUGCACUCAACAGCGUAUCAGAAAACCAGUCUCUGCUGCGGAUGCCCCCCUGGCUGAACCUCUGGCUGCUGGGCGCCAUCAUCACGUCCAUGGCCCUGCACUUCCUGGUCCUGUAUGUGAAGCCGAUGCCUCUCAUCUUUCAGGUGACCCCCCUGAGUGGGCAGCAGUGGGCGGUCGUGCUGAAGAUCUCCCUGCCUGUCAUUUUGCUGGAUGAAGGCCUUAAGUACCUCUCCCGAAACCACCUGGCUGAAGAAAAGGAGAAGAAAUGACGGAUGGGACCCCCACUCUCUCUCCACAUUGUGUUUCUGCCUGAAGCCUCAGGGACUGGCUCUACUGAAAACUGCUGCUCCCCUGGCCAGUGAAUGUCUGAAAGCAACAUCCAGAUUCUUUGGAUUCCUGCCCUUCCAUUUUUUGGGGGGUUUUUGUUCACAUUUGUCUGCAGCCCCUGCCCUCCUCAGGGCUUUGCCCUCCCGUGCUCAUGUCUCAUUCAUCGUCUGUCUGUCUGCCUGUCUGUCUCUCCUCCCCUCCCCUCCCUUCCCCCCUCCUCUCUCUCUCUCUCUCUCUCUCUC
Molecule: messenger RNA, 3300 nt
Organism: Vombatus ursinus (common wombat)
Lineage: Eukaryota; Metazoa; Chordata; Mammalia; Diprotodontia; Vombatidae
Gene: ATP2A3
Product: ATPase sarcoplasmic/endoplasmic reticulum Ca2+ transporting 3
Exons: 21
Coding region: 1-3000 (999 amino acids)
Biological process (GO): calcium ion transmembrane transport; intracellular calcium ion homeostasis
Cellular component (GO): membrane
Molecular function (GO): ATP hydrolysis activity; ATP binding; P-type calcium transporter activity
Source: RefSeq, a predicted model, not a curated record